Prorocentrum cordatum is the source of this 2874-nucleotide messenger RNA. The record is from the annotation of a GenBank genome assembly. NCBI's taxonomy places the organism in Eukaryota, Dinophyceae, Prorocentrales, Prorocentraceae.
AUGUCGACGGCGAAGGCCACGGGCUCCAAGCGCGGCAGGUCGAGUGGCGUUGCGGCUGCCGCCGUGGAGAGCGACGACGACGGCUCCCGUCGUUCCAACAGCCAGGCCUCCGCGAGCGAGAAGGAGCCUGGUCGGGGCCGUGGCCGUAAUCCCAAGGCCCUGAAGAGCGAUCCGAAGCCGAGGGUGAAGUCGACGGGCAGGCUUCGCGACUGCGGCCGAGCAAGCUGCACCGCCAAGGAGACGGCCCAGGAUCGGUUCCCUGAUGGAUCGGAGAAGCACCCAAGUUGGCCCAAAUUCUGCAACCAGCUCAACCAGGACAAGAACCUCGACGAGCAGUUCGAGAGGUGCUGCAAGUGUUCAGAGGACUCCCGUCAAAAAACCUUCGCCGAGGAAACCGUCGACAUCGUCAACAGGAGCGGCUUCAGGAUGUGUAGCCACUUUCGAGUUUGGAACGAGGACAGCCUUCGCGAUGCCACGUCCAUGCCGACCGACGUCGAGCCGAAAGAUCUCGACCUCAAGAUUUCCAGCAUCAAGUUCCCCAUCGGGAUGUCGGCAUUGGGCCGUGCAGCCCGCGGUGCCGCCAGCACUGCUGGCGACCCCGACAGCGCGUCGAAGCUCGGCAAGGCAACCAGCGGUGACGACAUGGACAGGAUCAGACAGCUGGAGAAGGAGUGCGACAUCCCAUCGAUGUUGGAUGGGUACAGGCUCGGCGAUCGGGAGUAUGCAGUCAGGCGGUUCUCUCCAAAAAUGGCCAUUGCCGUGGAUCGGAAGAAGUCCUUGCUAGAACUCAUCGAGGUAGCUUCACAAAUGGCUGCCAGCAACCUACACGCCUUUCGCGGCAAGAAAGAUAUCUUCAGGCAGAACCUAAUGGAGCUCAAGAAAAGCAGCGUGGACUUUCAGAAGUGCCCGAAGUGGUGCAGGGCUCUGGUUUCCGAGACCCUCGUGGACGCCGAGUUGCAUGACGUGUGGGACAUUAUCAACCCUCACGCAGACGACGAUUGCAAGUUCGACCCGAUCCGCCCUAAGCUAUCGGCAAUUGAAGACAAAGCCUCCGUGAUCAUGACCCAUGCGAGGGACCACGCUUUGAACUACUUGCUGCUCCCGAUCAUCUCGGCUGGCAAUCAGGAACUGGAUGUUGCCAGGGAGCUCCGCCCCAUUUUGAAGGAUGAGGUUAAAAAAGCGGCGGGCACGUCCAUUGAUGGUCUGAAAGAGUUCUACGAGAAUUUCCAGGUUUGCUUGGUCAUCAUCGACACGAUCUCAGAGCACUCUGCCGAGGCCCCUGGCGCGAUCGAGGUUGACAAGACCAAGUUCCGCCAGAUGCUCCACGGCGACUGCGACAAGGAGUGGGCAUGCUUCGCCCGCGCAUUGGACCAAAACGACUACUGGAAGUUUGAGAAGAGCGAAUGGCGCCGUGCAUCCCAAGGGGACCUGCAGGAGAAGGACAACAUAGCUAACACAAGGAGUGUUCUGCAGGCAGGAGUAUCCGAUGUCAAGGUGUUCUCUACUGCAGUCGAUUAUCUGUUGAAGUGGUUCACUGUGUGCAGGUCGGAUACCCCGACCGACGCUUUGCAUGAUUUUUGCGCAGCUUGCGGCAGGUACCUGGACACGGCAGACCUCGCAGAUGAUACCGAGAACGCGAAACACAUGGACGACUUCAACUCGUUCCUGAAAGAUCUGUUGCGCCUCGACGCCUGCUUCGAGAAAGGCCAGGCCCAUGAGGGGAUCGUCAAGAUCUUCGCGCAGCAGGUGCAACGCUUCAUCGAGAGGAUCCGUGAAAUGCAGGCCCGCGUCAGCAGGACCGUGUCAUCGAGCAAGCUGUUGACGGCUGUGUCGAACGUUAAGAAUGCCACGGACAUUUCCAGUGCGAUGAAGCCCGUCAUUGAUUCACUUAAGGAGGCGGACAGGUACAGGUUUCACAACCCAGAGCACGUCAUGAUCAUCUUCGGCGGUGUGGACGCCAUCGCCUCAGACGCCUGCAAUAACAUCCAGAUGGGCACGACGGCCGAGGUGAAGAGUCUGAACGUGGAGGAGGUCCAGACGAUGAUCAAUGUAGCUUCGAAGCUGUGCGACCUCGUGGACGGCGACGACCAGCAGCAAAGCAUCAGCAGCAUCGAUCGCAGCUUGAACCUCCUGGAUUCGGUCAUGAAGGUGACGUUUUCCCUGCAGGAGUUUUGGAACAUGGGGGGGCCAGCAGAGCAGCUCGCGAAUCAGGAGGGGUCCGUUGCCUACAACCUCCUGAAGAAUUGCGUCGGCAACGCAAGCGAGAAGGUGGAGCGCAUGCCAGACCAGACUGGUGCCCCAAAGGGCAACCUCAUCAGCAUCGCGCAGAUCAAGGAUAAGUUCGAGUUCCUCCUCGAGUCAGCUUCGAGGGCCCUGGCCGCCUACGAGAAGGCCGACGUCGACGCGAUCGUCGAGGAGGCCAAGGCCGUCCAGACCAAGCUUUUGAGCAUCGUCAGCUUUGGCGACUCCGAGAAGGGCUGGAAGGCAAAGGUCGACCCCGAGGCCCCAUGGCCCGACGUGGAGGCGGCUCUGAGGAAGACGGUGUUCUCGACAAAAGGCCUGGCGUCCAAGGUCGCAUCGAACACCGACAGCAUGAAGAAGGCAAUCCAGAGCGUGAAGGACGCACUCAACUCUUACGGGAUGGACCCCGCCACCACGGCCAUCGAAGAUAUGGAGAAGACGAUCGCCCUGGCGAACACUGUGCGCAUGGAGGCUUGCACCGCCCAGGCCAUCAGGGAGCACGCGGACAGCGACAAGGCAGCGAAGACCAUGGCGAUGACGAACGUCUUGGACUUGUUCCCCGAGCACGGGGUCCAGCAGAACCAGCUGCACCGCGCGAUGCAGCAGGAGAUCGUCGAGUACAUGAGGGGCUGA